UUCUAUUUUUUUUUAUCCGAAGGUGAAUUCUGGAGCCUGUGCCCUUCGAGAUUCGAAGGAAAGAAACAGUGUAACAAUGGCCGCCGCUGUGCGGAAACUGCUUAGGAAGCCAUCGUACCAGAGAAUCCUUCCCUGCCUCAACAAUGGAAAAUCGUCCAAUCUUGUAGCUCCUCCACUGCUUCACAAGCCCUAUCUCCCAGAGACCAAAUUCGACGCUGAACCUAACCUAAACCCUUGCCAGGGUUCAUCAACCACAGAGAAUCAUACUCAUUACAGUAGCUUUCAGAUUUACCCUAGUUUUCCAUUUGGGUAUUGCUUGAACCCCAUUCCAUCACCCGUGCUCGAACAAUCUCAGCCAUUGAAGGUCGAGGAGGUCGACUCCGAUGACUCGCGUACGAUUUGGGCUGACAGUGUCAAGAAGAAGAGGAAGAAGAAGAUGAACAAGCACAAGUACAAGAAGCUUCGGAAGCGUCUUCGCCGCCGAACCUAAGAAAGGUGGCUUGUGCCUCAAA
Messenger RNA from Vitis riparia (riverbank grape), 512 nucleotides. RefSeq lists its product as uncharacterized. Gene Ontology annotation, biological process: mRNA processing. The coding region runs from base 77 to 490 and encodes 137 amino acids. The transcript has 2 exons. The record is from RefSeq and is a predicted model, not a curated record. NCBI's taxonomy places the organism in Eukaryota, Viridiplantae, Streptophyta, Magnoliopsida, Vitales, Vitaceae.